Molecule: messenger RNA, 407 nt
Organism: Staurois parvus
Lineage: Eukaryota; Metazoa; Chordata; Amphibia; Anura; Ranidae
Source: the annotation of a GenBank genome assembly
UGCUUCUGCUCCGCCACUCUGCCAUUGGACUCUUGAUAGUCGUCUCCCCACACUGCUGCUGGGGGGACUUUUUAACAUAGGCCUCUGUAUGGCCUUCAAUUUAAGCUGCUUACGCUUCGCCACUCUGCCAUGGGCCCCUGUACCACCUCCUCAUGCUGCUGCCAGGUCCAGAGUGUGUCAUGGGUCCCUGUACGGCCUCCCAUUGCUGCUGUCUCCAUCGCCACACUCUGCCAUGUGCCACUUUCAGGUCUCCUCACACUGCUGGUGGGUUCCAUUUUGUCAUAGGGUGCUGUAUGGCCUCCCAUUGCUGCUGCCUCCACCACCACACUGUGGCUCCACACUCUGGUUUUGGCCCCCAGACUCCAAGGGCAUUUAAAUUAAAGGUACAGUGUUCUGCACUAAUAUAA